AUGUGAAACGAUGCUUGCUUCUAAUACGACCAAAAUUUCAGCCAUUAAGAGUAAAAGGAGUGAAAUUUCGUUGAAAUAUUUGCGUCAGGUGUUAUUUUCAUUUUUCGUUUUUAACCUUUUGGAGUUCUUUUCCAGCGGCGUGGUAUUGUGGAUCACAGAAUGCCCCCCUGUUUAAGCAAAACCUUUUCUUGUUAACUGCGGAAUCGAUUCUCGCCCAACUGAUAACAGAGGGAAUAUAGAUGCCCUUUUAGAGUGACUUUCCAAUAUGCGAGGACAUUCUCCAAAAGCAACCAAACUUUCCCAGAUAAUUCCUCAUCCAAAUCUCAGGCUACAGUAUGGAUUUCUUUGAAAACCGGCCAAUCGUUUGUGAUAAUGGAUCAGGUUCUGUCAAGGCUGGUUUUGGUGGUGAUGAUGCUCCAAGUGUGCUUUUUCCGAGCAUAACAGGUCGUCCACGAAACAGACAUGCCAUGGUUGGCUUUGGACAGAAAGACAUCUACUUCGGAGAUGAAGCACAAGCAAGGAGAGGAAUCCUCAGAUUGAGUUACCCUAUUGAUCAUGGGAUAGUGAGAGACUGGGAAGCUAUGGAGAGACUCUGGGAGCACACAUUUGAUACGGAGCUCAGAGUUACCAUUGAAGAACACCCUGUUCUCUUAACUGAGGCUCCAUUAAAUCCCAGAAUUAACAGAGAAAAAAUGGUAGAAAUCAUGUUCGAAGCUUUUGAUGUCCCAGCAACGUACAUAGCUAUUCAAGCAGUCCUAUCCCUCUAUGCCAGUGGCCGAACCACAGGAGUUGUGAUGGACUCUGGUGAAGGAGUCACCCAUGUAGUCCCCAUCUAUGAGGGCUAUGCACUCCCUCACGCUAUCAAUCGGCUUGAUCUAGCAGGCAAGGACCUGACAGACUACCUCACCAAGAUCCUGACUCAAGAGGGCUACGUCUUCACAACAUCAGCGGAAAAAGAAAUCGUUAGGGACAUAAAAGAACGACUUUCAUUUGUAGCAAUGGAUUUCAAUAAAGAACUUGUCACAUCAAGGGAAAGCUCAGAGCUUGACAGGCAAUAUGAAUUGCCAGAUGGGCAAGUCAUAACUAUUGGAGCUAGCAGGUUUAAGUGCCCCGAAGUUCUGUUUGAUCCAAGCAGGGUGGGAAUGGAGUCAGGUGGUCUCCAUGAGAUUUUGGUGAGAUCAAUCAGGAGGAGUGACAUGGAUGUUAGAAGAGAGAUGUUUGGAAAUGUUGUGCUCAGCGGGGGUACCACUUUGAUGCCAGGCCUGGCUGAUAGGUUGGCCAAAGAGGUGAGCUCAUUGGCUCCUCCCGGGGUGAGGGUCAGGGUGAUUGCACCGCCAGAGAGAAAGUAUAGCGUUUGGAUUGGUGGGUCCAUUUUGGCUUCUCUAAGCACCUUUGAACGGAUGUGGAUCACUCAGGAAGAUUACAUGGAGUCUGGCUCUUCUAUUGUUCACAUGAAAUGUUUCUGAACAACAGCAUUACAUCGCGUUCUAAUUUUCUUUCCUUUGUACAUUAGCAUGUAAAGAAAAUCACAGAUGUAUACAAAGGGCAAACUCCAACCUUGAUAGGCCCUCUUUGAUA
Theobroma cacao (cacao) is the source of this 1578-nucleotide messenger RNA. RefSeq names its product actin-like. The record is from RefSeq and is a predicted model, not a curated record. NCBI's taxonomy places the organism in Eukaryota, Viridiplantae, Streptophyta, Magnoliopsida, Malvales, Malvaceae.